ACUUCUGAAAAACUACAAGCACUUUGGGGUGGAUACUUGAGAGCAGGCAACAGAAGGAAUCCAGAUAGCUGAUGCAUGUGUAUAGUCUCUACUUCAGGGCCCCACUGACCCACAGGCAUGGAGGUGAACAGCACGACCAACAUUUUGUCCUCGGCGUACCUGGCCGUGGAGUACGUGGACUCGUUGCUACCAGAGAACCCUCUGCAGGCGCCAGUGAAAGCAGCAUGGAACCACAUGCUUCAGAACUACAGCAAGUUUCAGAUCGCAACGUGGGGCUCCCUCAUCGUCCACGAGCUCAUCUACUUCAUUUUCUGCCUGCCGGGCUUCAUCUUCCAGUUCCUGCCGUUCAUGCAGAAGUACAAGAUCCAGCAGGAUAAACCAGAGACGUGGGAGUUGCAGUGGAAGUGCUUUAAGAUGCUCCUCUUCAAUCACUUCUUCAUCCAGCUGCCUCUCAUCUGUGGCACAUACUACUUCACUGAAUUCUUCAGCAUCCCUUAUGACUGGGAGUCCAUGCCCCGCUGGACGUAUCUGUUGGCUCAGUGUUUUGGCUGUUCAGUGAUUGAGGAUACGUGGCACUACUUCCUUCACAGAGCUCUGCACCACCGCAGAAUCUACAAAUACAUCCACAAAGUCCACCACGAGUUCUCGUCUCCGUUUGGGAUGCAGGCUGAAUACGCUCACCCUCUCGAGACACUAAUCCUGGGGGCAGGGUUCUUCAUCGGCAUCAUGGUGUUCUGUAAUCAUGUGGCUCUCCUUUGGGCGUGGGUCACUGUCCGCCUGCUGGAGACCAUCGACGUGCACAGUGGAUAUGAUAUCCCUCUGAACCCGCUGCACCUGAUCCCGUUCUACGCCGGCGCACGCUUCCACGACUUCCACCAUAUGAACUUUGUGGGCAACUACGGCUCGACGUUCACCUGGUGGGACAGACUCUUUAACACCGACUCCCAGUACAACAAAUACACAGAGAAACAGGCUGUGAAGAAAGACGAGUAACACAUUCACGAAUGUGUUACAGAGCGGACUGAACAGAUGUCGGUGAAUCAAUACCGGCAUCCUAGAUUUCACCCAUUGUGCCUUUAAAAGGGAAGACACACUCACAUACCUAGUAGGGUGACUGCUUUGCUGUGUCUAUACCUCACUCACACAAUAUAAGAUAGGCUGUUGUGAUCUGAAGGGACCGUCGGGAUUGGUGUCCUUCAGUGUCAUUAUUGAGUAAUGCAGAAAUCACUGUUAAAUAAUGACAUCAUUCCUCAAAGCACUUUACAUUUCCUUCGUAUGAAAGGCUUUGUCUUUUUAAUGUUGUUUUUGUUAAAGGUUUUUCUCUUAACUGAGUCUCUGCUGGAAAUCUAACAGAGGAUACGAUGCUUUCGGGUAGAAUGCUGCAUACACUAAAACCUUUUGUGGAAAUUCAUAGAUAAAGUUAUUAUAAUUUUUUAAGAAAAGAAAAAUGUUUACUCUUUCUGAAGUGAGACAGGAUAUGCGGUGUGUUAUCCUAUAGGCUGUAUGACAUUACAUUUGAUAAGGCAGACUGAAUAAACUGGUGAGAAAUAUUCAA
Messenger RNA from Colossoma macropomum (tambaqui), 1555 nucleotides. RefSeq names its product methylsterol monooxygenase 1 (gene msmo1). The coding region runs from base 118 to 993 and encodes 291 amino acids. Gene Ontology annotation, biological process: sterol biosynthetic process. Gene Ontology annotation, molecular function: iron ion binding; C-4 methylsterol oxidase activity. The record is from RefSeq and is a predicted model, not a curated record. NCBI's taxonomy places the organism in Eukaryota, Metazoa, Chordata, Actinopteri, Characiformes, Serrasalmidae. The transcript has 6 exons.